UGGAACCACGAGUGAURUGGAGUCGGUCGAGGCAGAAGGAUAGAAAUGUGCACAUAUUUACAGUAAAUUCUACUUGCAUAGCUUAGAAAUUGCACGAGAACAUUGGUGAUGAGAUUUAGAAUGGCACGAUUGAAGCAAACUCCGGUAAARUCUUCACCUCCACAAAAAUCGGACCAGAAAUCGACACGAAAACGGCGCAAAGCUGCCAAGCGCGGAGCAACGGACUUGGCUUCUGCAGCAAGCGUUGGGAAAAGGCAACGAUYACWGUCAAAAACUGAAUCUAGAGUAUCAAAAACACAGAAAAAGUCUAGAGUUAAAGGGGGUGUUUCAGAUGAGUACCUCCCCCCUGAACUGCGUCAGGCUGGUCUUCUUGCUCAUCAAAGCAUUGUCAAAGGAAAGUGUUUUGGGCCUUUCAGAGGACAGUUUAUAAAAACAGGGAAAAAAACUCACGAUGACCAUUGCUUURUAUGCAAGAUCAAAGGUGURGAUAAGUUGACUUAUCUGUUCUAUGUUCACAAUGAUGAACAAGAGAAGUGUAUGUGGCUGCAAAGGCUUCAAAGUGCAUCCAGUAAAAAGGCUCAAAAUAUUGUAGCAUACAAGUCUGCUGUUGGUGUGUGUUAUGAGGCGACAUGUGAUAUCAAACCAGGSGAAGAACUAUUGGUUCUUUAUGACGAUACUUAUGGAGGUAAACGUUAUCCUGCAUAUGUAGAAGACAUUCCUGUCCACUUUGUUCCCCAUUCUGAAGCAGGACGACUGCARGUGGUGCCACUUGACGACAACCCAGCCACAGCUACUAACCAACAAAAAGGAGCAGAGAAUGAAGAAACAGUUGAUGAGAACAGCAGGGAAGAAGAUSAACAUGAURAUGAUAACAAUGAUGAUGAUGACAAUGAUGAGAAACAGGAUGAUGGUGAUGAGAAUGAAGAUGAGGCUGCAGUUGACAGCAAUGAUGCUGAUUACGUGGAUGACRAUGAGCAGGACGUAGUUGAAAUGGAUGAUGACAGUGACAGUGACUACAAACAGAAAAAAAGAGGCAAAAGAAAAGGCAGGAAACCAAUACUGAGAAGGAAGAUCAUUUUCCAAGURUAUGAAAUCAAGACUUUGGAAGAACAGAGCAAUACAGAAACCUUAAAAUACCAGUGUAGCUACUGUGGUACAGUACAUCCUAACAAAGAAGAAGCUGACCAGCAUGUCUCCUCAGAAAUCUGUAAAGAUAAAGAGUUUAUAUGUAAAAAUUGUGGCUGUCUCUUUGAAAGCAAUUUCAUAAUGACCGCGCAUAAAUGUAUCAAGUAUCUAAAGUGUUCAGUAUGUGACACAGUGUUCUUGAGCAACAAGUUGUUAUUGCAACAUACAAGAAAAGCUGCAAAAGAUGAUAGCCACAAACCAAGGUGUUCACAAUGCCUUAUGGAUUUUGAGAACAUGGAACAGAAGACAGAGCAUCUCCUUGAAAAACACAGUGAGGACAAAGAGAUUUACAAUUGCCCWGUGUGUGAGAAGACCUACUCAAACUUGUCAUAUCUAAGAGAGCACAUCCAGACACAUUCAGUAGAUGCCUUCAAAUGUCCUGAGUGUCAAAAGCAAUUUUCAUCCAAGAGUAAUCUUCACAAACACAUYCGAAAACACAGCCCAAACUAUGUUCCAGCAAAGGACAAGAGAAGAAAUGGACAACGAGAAAAAAGACACGAGUGUCAUGAAUGUGAGAAAAAAUUUGAUACCCCACAUGGUUUGGAGGUUCAUAUUCGUUCACAUACCGGUGAACGACCAUUUGAGUGUGAUCUUUGUCACUGGAAAUUCUCGCAAAAACCUCAUCUUAAACGUCACAUCAACACCGUUCAUCGCAGUGAAGGUGAUAAACCAACAACUCCCAAGUCAUUACCCCCAGCAGAGCUACCCAAGACAUGUGAAUUGUGUAACAAGGUAUAUGCCAACUCCAGAGUACUGCGUGUACAUCUACAGUCAGUACACCAGAAAGAACGACCACACAAGUGUAACUAUUGUGAGACAACAUUCACACAACGAGGGCACUUGUGGCGCCACAAACACUCUUUUCAUCCCAACUGUGAAGAGGUACAGAAGAAGAUUCAGACAUCAGGCUGUGUUUGUAAGGUUGAUGACUGUAAGCAAGCUUUUCCAAGUCAAACUGAGCUAUUAAGUCACAUGUCRGCAGCCCAUGCAGCUAGUUGGCCUUACAUCUGUGAGAAAUGUGAUGCAACAUUUGCCAAUAGCAGCAAUUUAAGGAAACAUAUACGUCGUCGACAUGCAGAAGAAGAAGGAAUGGAGAAACCAUUUACAUGYGAGACUUGCAGCAAAGAGUUUGACUCAAUGUACAAACUUACGCAGCACAAACGAACUCAUACUGRAGAAAAAGACUUCAAAUGCGAUCUAUGUGGGCAGAAUUUUGUCCAGAAAUCAGGUCUUAGGAAGCAUAUUAGAUGCAGACGAUGUCCUAAGAUUGAUGGAAGCCCUAUACGCCAGUUGUCCAAGAAGAAGUAUGAAUGCGAGGAGUGUUCGCGUGUGUUUCCUGGCCCAUCUGAUCUCAGGUCUCAUCUACGAACUCACACUGGYGAGAAACCGUUUGAAUGCGGCAAGUGUCACAAGAAAUUCAGCCAAACUGGCAACCUCACCAAACACAUCAAAUAUGUCCAUCAAAAACUUCAAAGACCAAAAGACAAGCCCCGUGAAAAGAAAUUUCACUGUAGUUUAUGUGGUAAAGCCUUUGCAUGUCCAAGCAGCCUGGCAAUGCAUUGUCGCACUCACACUGGCAACAAACCUUUUAAGUGUGACAAAUGUGAAGCAGCGUUCGCMCAACAGGGCAACUUAAAAAAGCAUCUUAAAAGAUGGCACAAUCCCGAUGGCAGUUCGACACCAAAACGGAGAAGAAAGAAGAAGGGUGAAGCUUCUAGUCAACCUGAUCCUGUCAGUGAGGGACUGGACCAAAGUGGUGGUGUUACCAUGGAAAACAUCGGAGACAAUGACACCAACCAAUCACAAGCUUUGACUGAAAGUAAUGACGUUGAGAAUCAAAAUCAAGUCGACGAAGGCACAAAUGAAGGUAGCGCAGAGGAACGUGCUCGAGCAGAACAAACAGCCAUUGCCUCUAUACUAACCUCAAUCAACUCAGAAGCGUUCUUAAACCCUAGAGGAUUCACUCCACUGAAUACACCUACUCAAGGGUUCUUUAUCUCUCCUAUCCCACAAGUACCUUCAACUUUAGGUCCCGCUAUGACUAGGGCCUCAAUUAUUAUGACCCCAAAUGGUUCAGCGCAGAUACAAGUCCCCCCGACAAUAAUAACAACCAACCAACCAACCAGCAGUAUAGAUACUAGGGUGAAUUCAAUUUUUGUACCGCCAUUUGCAUCUACUACGGUACCUCAGGUUGCACCCCAGGGAUCCACAGACAGUACUCAGGCAAGCCCUUCGAUAUUGCCUCAUGUGAACACAAUAUUAAGUCCUCAGAUGAACCCACCUCAUUUUGGUCCUCAUACCAGUGUCGGUCAAGUACCGGAAGUGACUUUGUAUCCUUUCUCGCCCACGUCGUUGUUUCAACAUUAAGCUCACGUCCUUGUCCCCAGGCCACUCCAUAGAUGUCCUCUUAUUUUAUCCGCUGGACAAGGAUUGAGAAUAACGCYUUUCGCCUUCAAUACAACCAGCCCUAGGAGAUGAAUUUACGACGAUAAUUUGCUCCAGGCAAAGCAGAUGUGUCUGAAAAUUCACAAAGGAUACUAACAAACCCCAAGUGAUAAAAUGUACUCAUAUUGUAAUCGUUUAUUGAAAUAAAAGCAGUUAUUUUUACCUU
Molecule: messenger RNA, 3796 nt
Organism: Exaiptasia diaphana
Lineage: Eukaryota; Metazoa; Cnidaria; Anthozoa; Actiniaria; Aiptasiidae
Product: zinc finger protein 62
Exons: 16
Coding region: 109-3552 (1147 amino acids)
Biological process (GO): regulation of DNA-templated transcription
Molecular function (GO): RNA polymerase II cis-regulatory region sequence-specific DNA binding; DNA-binding transcription factor activity, RNA polymerase II-specific
Source: RefSeq, a predicted model, not a curated record